Molecule: messenger RNA, 1119 nt
Organism: Beauveria bassiana ARSEF 2860
Lineage: Eukaryota; Fungi; Ascomycota; Sordariomycetes; Hypocreales; Cordycipitaceae
Product: DUF323 domain-containing protein
Exons: 3
Coding region: 1-1119 (372 amino acids)
Source: RefSeq, a predicted model, not a curated record
AUGCUUUCAGUCACCCAAGCCCAAGCACUGUCAUCGGCUGACAGGUCGUCUGUCGCUGCCAUUCCAGAACAUGGACAGAUUCUCGACAUUGGUGGCAGUGCCUUGAAGUGUCUUAACAUCGACAAGCUCAAGGACACGCUUACUGCCAUUGCUGAAUCCAAAGACGCGCCAACUCUGCCUGAUGAGCUGUUGUAUGACGACGUUGGCUUGCUCAUGUGGAACAAAAUCAUGUCCAUUCCUCAAUUCUACCAGACCCAUGAUGAGACGGCCCUCUUCGACCUCAACAGUGCCGAGAUUAUCCGUCAACUCCCUCGUCAUAUCACAAUGAUUGACUUGGGUUCAGGCGAUACGAACAAGGUCGACCACUUUCUUGCCGAGUUUGAGAGAAAGAAAGUCCAAGCCACGUACCUUGCCCUCGACAUUUCCAAGACCUCACUGGACCAGAGCAUAGCGAGCUUGACUGCGAAUCACUCUGGCCCCGAUUCAGUCGUCAACUGCGCCGGCCUAUGGGGGACAUUCGAGAACGGACUCGACCACAUGAACAAGAUCAAAGGCCCUCGCCUGUUUCUGUCACUGGGUUCCGUACUCUGCAACGAUCCUUGGCCGGCCGCGCUAGGCCACCUUAAAAGAUGGGCUUCGGAGCUUCGGCCGGAAGAUCAUUUGCUGAUUGGCAUGGACGGUCACCUUGUUGCGGGCAACCGGGACAAGAUCUGGGCUGCCUACCAUUCCUGUGAUGACAUGUUCCGCGAAUUCUUUCUCAAUGGUCUGAAGAACGCAAACAAGCUUCUUGGACAUAAGCUGUUCAAAGAGCAAGAUUGGGAUUUUAAUUCCGAGUUGCAAGAAAAGCCAACAACGCGCCAUCGAUUCUUCAUGCGUGCCAGAAAAGAUGUCCGGCUACCGGGAGGCGACAACGUGAUUUCCAGGGGGCAAGAAAUCGACUGGUUUGACUCUCACAAGUACGGGGAGCAAGAUGUGCGCCUCAUGUGUGCCAAGGCUGGUUUGACUGUCCUUCAGUCUUGGGCAGCACCAGGCUCUGAAUUCCGCCAAUAUCUUGUGCGCACCAGGAGUGAGCACGAUAAUCUCGAGGACGGGGACAGUGGUAUUGCCGGCAUUAUUUGA